AAGAAGAGGAGCUGUCAGCUGCACCCAGAGAUCAGUCCACAACAAACACCAGAGAGGAGACCAGGAACCAGAGAGACAGGAUCUACACUUUAACAUUUCUAGAGUUUCAGGUUGAUUUUUAAGGGUGCUGAGCACUCCCAUCCUUCAGCAACAUGGGGGAACUCUUCAGAAGUGAAGAGAUGACGCUGGCUCAGCUCUUCCUCCAGUCAGAAGCUGCCUACUGUUGUGUCAGUGAACUGGGAGAGAUCGGGAUGGUGCAGUUUCGUGAUCUGAAUCCUGAUGUGAAUGUGUUCCAACGAAAGUUCGUCAAUGAAGUACGACGAUGUGAGGAGAUGGAUCGCAAACUGAGAUUUGUGGAGAAAGAAAUAAAGAAGGCCAACAUCCCAAUAGUGGACACAGGAGAGAACCCUGAAGUCCCCUUCCCAAGGGACAUGAUCGACCUGGAGGCUACAUUUGAGAAGCUGGAGAAUGAGCUGAAGGAAAUAAACACCAACCAAGAAGCCCUAAAGAAGAACUUCCUGGAGCUGACUGAGCUCAAGCACAUCCUGCGUCGCACGCAGCAGUUUUUUGAUGAGAUGGAGGAUCCCAGUUUACUGGAGGAGUCAUCCACCCUCAUGGACCCCAAUGAGCCGACCCGAGUGGCUCCUCUCAGACUGGGAUUCGUUGCUGGAGUCAUUGGCAGGGAACGUAUUCCCACAUUUGAGAGGAUGCUGUGGAGAGUUUGCAGAGGAAAUGUGUUCCUGAGGCAGGCAGACAUUGAAGAUCCUCUGGAGGAUCCGGCUACGGGCGACCAGGUCCACAAGUCUGUCUUCAUCAUCUUCUUCCAGGGAGACCAGCUUAAGAAUAGAGUCAAGAAGAUCUGUGAGGGGUUCAGAGCAACCUUGUACCCGUGUCCAGAAACAUCCCAGGAGAGGAAAGAGAUGCUAGCAGGGGUGAAUGCACGCAUUGAAGACCUGCAAAUGGUGCUGAACCAGACCGAGGAUCACAGGCAGCGGGUCCUGCAGGCUGCAGCCAAGACGGUCAGAGUGUGGUUCAUCAAGGUGAGGAAGAUGAAGGCCAUCUACCACACCCUGAACCUCUGCAACAUCGAUGUCACUCAGAAGUGUCUGAUCGCCGAGGUGUGGUGUCCCGUCUCCGACAUGGACUCCAUCCAGUUUGCCCUGCGCAGGGGGACGGAGAAGAGCGGUUCCACUGUGCCUUCCAUCCUCAAUAGGAUGCAGACCAAACAGACCCCACCCACCUUUAACAAGACCAACAAGUUCACCUCUGGCUUCCAGAACAUUGUGGAUGCCUAUGGAAUUGGCACCUACCGUGAGAUCAACCCAGCGCCAUACACCAUCAUCACCUUCCCCUUCCUAUUCGCGGUUAUGUUUGGUGACCUGGGCCACGGGGUGCUCAUGACCUGUGCUGCCCUGUACCUUGUGUUGAGAGAGAGCAGGCUGAUGGCCCAGAAGAACGACAAUGAGAUGUUCAGCAUGGUGUUUGCAGGACGCUACAUCAUCCUGCUGAUGGGAGUCUUCUCGGUCUACACCGGGAUCAUUUACAACGACUGCUUCUCCAAGUCCCUCAACGUGUUCGGCUCUGGCUGGAGCGUCAGGCCCAUGUUCGACGCUCGGGUGGGGGCCAACUGGACGUUUGAAACACUGGAAAACAAUAAAGUUUUGCAGUUGGACCCGGCAAUAGAUGGAGUGUUCAAAGGGCCGUACCCCAUUGGUAUCGAUCCGAUAUGGAGCAUUUCCACCAACAAGCUGACGUUCCUGAACUCAUUCAAGAUGAAGAUGUCCGUCAUCCUGGGAGUCGUCCACAUGCUGUUUGGAGUCUCACUCAGUCUCUUCAACCACCUGUAUUUCAAGAAGCCGCUGAAUAUCUACUUGGGAUUCAUCCCAGAGAUUGUCUUCAUGGCCAGUCUGUUCGGCUACCUGGUCAUUCUGAUCUUCUAUAAGUGGGUCUCAUACGAUGCAGGCAUAUCCAAGGACGCUCCCAGCCUCCUCAUCGCCUUUAUUAACAUGUUCCUCUUCAACUACAAUGACCCCAGUAACAAACCUCUCUACAGAGGACAGAUGGCCAUACAAUCACUCUUGGUGGUCAUCGCCUUGGCUUGUGUUCCCUGUAUGUUAAUAGUGAAAACACUUGUUCUGCGGAGACAGCAUUUGUGGCGGAAAAACAUGGGUACAGCUAACUUUGGAGGGAUCAGGGUGGGCAACGGGCCCACCGAGGAUGAGGCUGAAAUCAUCCAGCACGACCAGCUCUCGCAGCACUCUGAGGAGGAGCCUGAGCGUUGCCUUUUGUCACCUGCUGUCAAGGCCGGAGACGAGGAAGAGUUUAACUUUGCGGAUAUGGCGGUGCAUCAGGCGAUCCACACCAUAGAGUACUGCCUGGGCUGCAUCUCCAACACUGCCUCCUAUCUGAGGCUCUGGGCCCUCAGUCUGGCUCAUGCACAGCUGUCAGAGGUGCUGUGGACCAUGGUGAUGCACAUCGGCCUUUCUAACAGCAGCUUCGCAGGUUUCAUCGUAAUCGCCAUAGUCUUUUUCUUCUUUGCUGUUCUCACAGUUGCCAUUCUUCUCGUAAUGGAGGGCCUGUCAGCCUUCUUGCAUGCACUGAGGCUGCACUGGGUGGAGUUCCAGAACAAGUUUUACACCGGCCAGGGCUUCAAAUUCCUCCCCUUCACCUUCGAAAGCAUCCUGGACGGGAGCUUUGAGGAAUGAGAUCGGUCGGCUCCUCCUCUUCUUCUAUUAAUGUCACUCAUCUCUUGAGAAAUCUGUGCGGUGUUGAAUAGUGAUUUUUCUCUUUGUGUGUGCAAGUGAUGCAAGUUUCCGUGAGUGACACUCCACAAAAUAAUCUGCCAUUUCGUUUUAAACUUCGCAUCACGUUUUAGAUUCAAAAUCGGGAAUAUCCACACAGAGAUUUCAUUCAUUCCUCAGAGAAAUAGCAUUAUCUGUAAUCUGUUAUGUGUCUUGUCUUUAGUGAAGUCAUUUUGUUUUACCUGUGUUUAAUAUUAUUUAUGCAAAUCUUCCCUUUAAAAACAAACAAACUGCAUUUUCUUCCUAUGUGGCAGUGUUGCACUAGCAAUCAUAAAUGAGGCGUUAUGUGCAAAUGUCUUAACUGAUCAUGUCGACAGAAGUACUUUACACUCUGCAGUAUCUCAUCGGUUUGAGUUCACACCCACUUUAUCACACUGACCUCACACACAGAGCUAUAAAGGUCCAAAGGGAAUACAAUUUACAUCAGGAUGUCAGUCAGUGCUUCGAAGAUGGAGAUGAACAGUUUAAUCCUGCGUUGUGCGCUAACAUAAAUGCCCUUUUUGUGUUUAGUGAUGUGUUCUCUAUCAAUCUACACGGAGAGGAUGAAGGCGGAUCUAUAAAUCUGUAACAACUGUGUCAGUCUUGCUGAUUUGUUCCCUCGUGCUGAUUUCAUUCGUAUGUUAAAGUUUAAAAUGUCAUUGUCGAUCCUUGAAGGGAGUAAGAACGGCAUACAGCAGACGUGUUUAAAUAGGAUUCAUUCCUCAGAAAUCAUUUACCACCCGCAGUAAUUAUUUAUCUCUGUGUCAAUAAAGUGGAAAGAGCUGGAUUAA
Messenger RNA from Sebastes umbrosus (honeycomb rockfish), 3571 nucleotides. It is a transcript of the gene atp6v0a1a, whose product is annotated as ATPase H+ transporting V0 subunit a1a. Gene Ontology annotation, biological process: proton transmembrane transport; vacuolar acidification. Gene Ontology annotation, cellular component: vacuolar proton-transporting V-type ATPase complex; plasma membrane; vacuolar proton-transporting V-type ATPase, V0 domain. NCBI's taxonomy places the organism in Eukaryota, Metazoa, Chordata, Actinopteri, Perciformes, Sebastidae. The coding region runs from base 153 to 2705 and encodes 850 amino acids. Gene Ontology annotation, molecular function: ATPase binding; proton-transporting ATPase activity, rotational mechanism. The record is from RefSeq and is a predicted model, not a curated record. The transcript is spliced from 22 exons.